AUGGAGAUGGGAAAUCGCCGCCACAGCAUUGAGGUCUUUCGACUGCGCCUGCGUGAGACAAUGAACGAGGGCGACGACAGCGACGGCGGCGUCGGUAGUACCGAUGCACACAGCAGUGCGAGCCUUCCAGCGCAUCAACAGAUGUCGGGACAGCUGUCGAGUCAAGAGAAUAAUACAUCCAGUAGACGGAUGAUGUACCCGAUUGAAGAGGUUACGACGAAGAAGGAGACGAGAGAGCAGCAGGGGAGACAGGAAGAAGAAGAAGAAGACGAAGAAGCUGCUGGGAGGACAGAGAGGACUGUUGUGAGACGGUCAGUUCGGCCCGAAGUGUACAUAGACGAGGACAGUGACGAGGACCGACUUGUGGCUGGAGAGCACCUUCCAAUUGAUGACAGCAGUCGAGAAGAGGAGGACAUUGACGGCCGUGAACUUCAUGCGCGACGCAAACCUCCUUUUCUUACAGCUUCGUCCUCUUCGGGCGAUGAAAGCAGCUCGAGGACAUUGCGUUGCAGUCUUGAUGCCGUCUAUUGUCCGUCGUCUUUGGAUACUCGAGAACCGCAAAGUACUGAAGCUGUCGCGCAACCCGAUGAGAGUCUCGAGUCCUCGGAGACUGAGGAGCCGAUCAUGACGAUUGAAGCUGAAAGUGCAGAAGCCACUGCGACGCAACAGUUGACGCGCUCGAACUCGUCACUAACGGAUCAGCCGAAGGACGUACUUCGCGAAUCGAGAUGUGUCGUGCUCGUGACGCGCCCGAGUCAGCGGGAUAUUGAGAUGUGGACCGAGCGUGCAACGAGUACGAUGGUCAAGUCCACCGAAAGCAGUGCCCAAUCGACGCCGACUAGCGCACAGGGUCGGCGAUGGGUACUUGAGUACAAGCCCGUUGUCCGCCACUCUGGAUGGCUCAUUAAGCGUGGUCAUGGUUUACGUAAUUUCAAGCGCCGGCUGUUCUGUAUUGUGGACAACGAGCUUAUUUAUCACGACACACACGACGCAACGGAAGUUCGUGGUCGUCUGGAUCUCACGCGAAAGAGCACAGUGCAGUGCAUGUUGCAUAGCGGCUUCAAGUUUGUGCAAAGUGGCUACGGUAUGGUUUUGUACGCUUUGGAUAACCACGACCGGGACGUGUGGAUUCGAAAAUUGCAGGAACACAAUGUACAAUUGCUGCCUGAGGGUGCCAAGACUGCAAGACUGCUGAAGCAGAACAGCGACAAUGCAGACAAAGGCGGUCCUAUCAUUUUUUCUGGCUGGCUGCGCAAACGUGGUCGUAUGGUAAAAUCGACAAAGCGACGCUGGUUUGAGCUGUCGAACGGCACGCUUUCGUACUUUGCUCACCCACAGGGUGGUUCCCGAAAGGGUUCUCUUGACGUCUCUCGCGCACGGGUAUCGCCCGUUGACAGUAUCAAGACGGGGGAAAGACACAGCUUUCAGAUUUGUACCGCUAGUCGAAACCUGUUCUUGCAUGCUGAUAGCCAAGAGGAACGGUCCAUCUGGAUAGCUGCUCUCGCCUCGGUAGGCGAAGGCAGUAGUACGAGUGUGACACAGGCUGGUGCGACGCCUCCAAAGUCCGAUGCCAACGAUUUUUCCAGGCCUAUGAGCGUAUCGGAGAUCGGCUGGGCGUGCAAAUGCGGUGCUCUGGAGCAAGGUGGUGCAAGUAUUGACGGGGCCUGUCGCCGUUGUAUGUCCUCCUUCAUUUCAAAUACAGAAGACGUGAUGGUGGAUGUGGCACGCGAAGUGCAGCUGCUGCUCGCAUCUCCGUACUCCCCGGAGGGCUGCACAUCCGCUGCUUUCUUGAAAGAGCACGCUGGUCGUCCAGUCCACAACACGACGGUGCGGGAGUUCAUGAUUGGACUUGCAGGCUAUUUGAUUCAUACGCGCUUGAAAGAGCUGUUGAUGCUUGCAGGUGUUGCACAGCGUGACAGCAGCUUGGAUAGCGACUCUGACGAAGACGGAGUCAAGGCAAGCGUUGCAUGCCCGCAGGACCCUGCAGUGGUCAAUGAGACUACGAAUAACAUCCAAACGAUUGUUUACGAGCAGACUGAAGAACGUGUGUUAUUCCCUCUGUACCGUGCGAUCUUGACGAACGUGCACGCACAAACACGAGAGGAUGCAAAAGUGCUGAAGGGAAAGAUCGAAAUUCUGCGCGGCAAGUCGCAAGCAUUCUUUGGCAUCGGUCCGGACAGCGUGUCGUCUUCUCGAUGGGUGUCGGCCUGUGCAAAGUUACGAGAAGUCGACAAGGUGAGUCUCCCGUACAUGAAACGUGCGCAGCUGCUGGCGGCUUGCAAGGACAUCUACGCGGUGUACCACACCGAGCACCCUACUCAGCCGCCCAUGAGUGCGGACGCCUUCAUUCCCGCCUUCAUCUACGUGCUCAUUCACUCGCGUCUACGCGAUCCCGUGGCGCUCAAAGAGCUGAUCACGACCUUUGAUUUGGGCAGUCAACAUGGAGAGAUUGCAUACUUCGUGACGUGUCUGGAGAUCGCACUAGAGUACAUUCGGUCGCUCCUGACCGCAUGUACCGUGGUCUUGUCUUCAGCUCGCAAGCUCGGGAUUGAGUUUUCCAAGCACGUGGAAGCCGACGUGGUGAUCGUCCAUCGGCUGCUCCCGGGUGAACAGGCGGAGCAGAGCGGCGUGAUCAAUGUUGGCGAUGUGCUUGUCGCUGUGAACGGAUUACCAGUGUACGAGAUGGAGCUUGCAGAAGUGGCCAAACUCUGGCGUGGCAUCGACGGCGAGGCCGAGUUCUGUUUCCUGCCCAUGGACGAGUACCUGAGGAAGUACGGCCUGUCCUAA
This is a messenger RNA of Hyaloperonospora brassicae, 2787 nucleotides long. NCBI's taxonomy places the organism in Eukaryota, Oomycota, Peronosporomycetes, Peronosporales, Peronosporaceae. The record is from the annotation of a GenBank genome assembly.